AUGGCAUCCCACAUAUUAGUUCUUGGAGCUACUGGCCAGUCUGGCUUGGAUUUUUGCCGUGCUGCCUUGCAGCAGGGGCAUCAAUUAACCUUAUACGUGAGAAGUCCUAACAAGAUACCCGAGGAUAUUGCCAGCGCUACUCCCGUCUCUGUGGUCGAAGGUACUCUCGAGGAUCAAUCGAAAGUACGUGAAGCGAUCGCUUCCGGCCCCACUGUCUUUGUUUCUUUUGCCGGGCCAGUAUCCCGCUCCCAGGGCACGCCUGUCACCGAUGCUAUGAAAUUUAUAUUCCCCCUGCUAAUCGAAAACAAUUACAAACGAGCCCUGGUACUAGGCACUUGCUCAUAUCCUGCACCUGAGGAUAAGGGUGGUUUCAAAUGGAAGGCUAUUGUCAUAUUUAUCAAGAUUAUUGGCGGCUCCGCUUACCAGGAAUUUAACGGUUUGGGUUCCUUCGUGGCCUCUCAAGAUGUGAACCAACUGAAAUGGACCCUCUUUCGUGUGCCGUUCCUUGGCAAUGGAGCUGAGGCACCGGUCAAAGCAACUUAUACCGGGUCUGGUGAGGAUGGUAUGUUUUUGACCAGAAAAAGUAUCGCGGCAUGGGUUUUGGCCGAAAUGAAGGAAGAUUCCAAGUGGGUUGGAAAGACACCCGUGUUAUCAAACUGA
This is a messenger RNA of Penicillium odoratum, 660 nucleotides long. RefSeq lists its product as uncharacterized. The record is from RefSeq and is a predicted model, not a curated record. The transcript is spliced from 3 exons. Lineage: Eukaryota; Fungi; Ascomycota; Eurotiomycetes; Eurotiales; Aspergillaceae. The coding region runs from base 1 to 660 and encodes 219 amino acids.